Messenger RNA from Parus major (Great Tit), 1774 nucleotides. RefSeq names its product peroxisomal coenzyme A diphosphatase NUDT7-like. The transcript has a single exon. NCBI's taxonomy places the organism in Eukaryota, Metazoa, Chordata, Aves, Passeriformes, Paridae. Bases 930 to 1313 code for a protein of 127 amino acids. The record is from RefSeq and is a predicted model, not a curated record. Gene Ontology annotation, molecular function: coenzyme A diphosphatase activity; acetyl-CoA hydrolase activity. Gene Ontology annotation, biological process: coenzyme A catabolic process.
AUUUUAAUUUCUGUACAGAUAAUCUUAAAGCCACAUAGUUCAGAGCAUUGUGUAAACAGGAUCAAAUUUUCCCUGUUUUCAGCCAAUUUCCUCAGUCAGUAGGAGAGAUGAUGUGAGUUUUGGACCAUGAAUAUUGUACAUGUCUGAUGAUACUUUGUCUCCUCAAUACAUACAUUCCAUGUGCUUCUGACUUGGACAGAGUCUUUCCAGAAUUGAAUCAAAUACCACAAAAACUAUUUUGCUCUUCCUCCUUUCUACAGAACAGUUGGUAUUUGUGUGAAUAAAUAGAACUAGCAAUGUAUCCUCAACAAUUUUGGUGUUCCAUUGAUGCAAACUAUGAUUUCAGUAGAUUUUGCCUCCCUAUGGAAAAAGGGAUUACAUUUAGAAUUUAAAUGCCCAUAAAUCAGGUGUUUCAAAAAGUGUUCUAUUUUAUGGCUAAAUAUAUUGCAAUAGUAUUUCUGUACCUUUAGAUAAACAUUUUCAUAUUCUGGAAAAUUCCUCUAUCCUGGGAAAACAAUACAGAAGUAUGAUGAAGGAUAUGGAAAAUCUGGAUUAAAAGCAGAAUAAAAAAAAAGUAAACGAGGAGGACCCAUAAGAAAGCAUGCAUGCCCUUUUACUUCUGUAGCAAACUGGCAAGCCUUUUUAACUGCUCUGUGAUUAUACAGGAUGAGCAGAGUAUUUGUAAAAUCAUUUCUGACAAAUACAAAAAUAUUAUUUCAAAUUCAAGUCAAAUUAAAUAGCUUGCCAUUAGGGGGACUGAAUUGCAUUGCAGUUAAAAAUAGCUCAUAGGCUUCUUGUACUCAUUUUGUAACAAUGAAAUAUUUUUUUUUUAAGAAGGAACAUUUUUACUUGGUGCAAACAUAAGUGUUUGAGGGGUUUGUUGAUUUUUAAAAAUUUACUUAUUCAUUGAUGUUUUUUUCUCUUUUUAGAUGAAUAACUUGGUGACACCAGUUGUAGGAUUUAUAGAGGAUACAUUCCAGGUCACUCCUAAUCCAGAUGAAGUGAGUGAGGUUUUUCUUAUGCCUUUGGAGUACUUUAUCAAGCCCUUGAAUUACAAGACCUUCCCUUAUAGAACCUCCUCAGGCUACUCAACUCAGGUACACUGCUUUACAUACGAUGACCAGGAACAUAAAAGGUCGUUCAAGAUAUGGGGACUGACUGCACACUUUGCUGUAUUUCUUGCUCUUGUAAUUUUUGGAGAGAGACCUACCUUUGAAGUGGAUUAUGAUCUUGACAACUUAAUCUCAUCCUCUGAGAAUAAUUUCAUUAAUUUGUAUGCAUCUAUACAUGAAAAAAAGAAAAGUAAGCUGUGACAGCUUGAUCUGGCAAUUAAUUUAUUUUGAAAGAGGAAAAAGAAGGUUUGCUUAUUUCCUUUGUGCCUGUUUUUUGAAAGCUACACUUGAAUUGCUUUCUAAUUGGAAAUUUUCAAGUUGGUAAUCCCUAAUUAGAUUAAUACAAUUUUUAAUCUCUUUUAAGAGUUGUGAGAAGCACACAAUAUUUUUUAUGAAUCAGACUUUUAAAAGGUCUGUUUCAGCCCUUUCUCAGUUUCAGUGCCUUUGUUCUGUGUGAUGGGAGACACUUUCUGUGUUUUGCCUUGCCUAUGAUGAGAUAAUACUGUUUAAUGUAAUUUGGGUCUAUUUGAGGUAACCUAUGAAAACUUUUGGAGAUCUGUCUGUCUCUUACACGUGCCAUACAUGGACAACGUGAUCCAUACAGUCUUGUGUGGUAUCUUUAAGCACUUACAGAAUACACAAUAAAAAUACAAAAGCUUUCA